Molecule: messenger RNA, 1599 nt
Organism: Chanos chanos (milkfish)
Lineage: Eukaryota; Metazoa; Chordata; Actinopteri; Gonorynchiformes; Chanidae
Gene: chrm5a
Product: cholinergic receptor, muscarinic 5a
Exons: 1
Coding region: 1-1599 (532 amino acids)
Biological process (GO): chemical synaptic transmission; gastric acid secretion; adenylate cyclase-inhibiting G protein-coupled acetylcholine receptor signaling pathway
Cellular component (GO): synapse; plasma membrane; dendrite
Molecular function (GO): G protein-coupled acetylcholine receptor activity; G protein-coupled serotonin receptor activity
Source: RefSeq, a predicted model, not a curated record
AUGGAGGGCAGGCAAAUUGAGAACACCUCCAUCAGUGGCAAUGCGUCAGACAUCCAUCUGGUCACGCACAGCAUGUGGGAGGUCGUCACCAUAGCGACAGUGUCGGCCAUUGUUAGCCUGAUAACAAUCAUCGGAAACGUUCUCGUAAUGUUGUCCUUUAAGGUCAACAGCCAACUGAAGACGGUAAACAACUAUUACCUGCUAAGUUUGGCUUUCGCGGACCUUAUCAUUGGCGUUUUCUCAAUGAACUUAUAUACCUCGUACAUACUAAUGGGCUACUGGUCACUAGGGAGCCUUGCUUGUGACCUGUGGUUGGCCCUAGACUAUGUGGCUAGCAACGCGUCAGUGAUGAACUUGCUGGUCAUCAGUUUUGACAGGUACUUCUCUAUCACAAGGCCCCUGACGUACAGAGCCAAGCGGACACCCAAACGUGCGGGCAUCAUGAUCGGCCUGGCAUGGCUCGUGUCUUUUGUCUUGUGGGCCCCUCCCAUCUUAUGUUGGCAGUAUUUUGUCGGGAAGAGAACCGUCCCAGAAAGACAGUGUCAGAUUCAAUUCUUCUCCGAACCUGUGAUAACCUUUGGGACAGCAAUUGCUGCUUUCUACUUCCCUGUCUCUGUCAUGACGAUCCUCUACUGCCGGAUCUACAAAGAGACGGAACGUCGCACCAAGGACCUGGCUGAGCUCCAAGGCAUCAACUAUUCAACGGAGUCUGGCAGCAGUAAUGUCCAACCGCAGAAAACCAUCAUCAGAUCUUGUUUCAACUGCAAGCAACUCAGCACCACCACCAGGGACAGGAACCAAGCCUCUUGGUCCUCCUCCAAUCGCAGCAACACGACCAAAUCUGCUGUUGUUUCCAAUGACGAGUGGUCCAAAACCGAUCAGCUGACCACCUUCAACAGCUACGCUUCCUCUGAAGAGGACGAGCAUUCGGUGUCUCCAGGUGCGUUCCAGCCAGCCUACAGGAACCAGGGAUGCGCUGGCGACAACAGCAAAGCAGCGGCAGAGACAGCCAGCGAGAGCGAGCAGCUUAGCGGCUACGUGGACGAGAACUUCUACCCGUCGCCGGUGAAGAACAGCUCUCAGAAAAGCAAGAAGUGCGUUUCCUACAAGUUCAAACAAACCACCAAGGAAGAGAGCCCCCAGCAGGCCAAGAACGGCGACACAAAAGCCGGCCCUUCGUCCUUCUCUUCGGCAGAGUCCGUGAGCGUUCCGUCCACCUCGUCCUCCUCCAAACCGACAGACGCCACCCUGAAGAACCAGAUGACCAAGAGGAAGAGGAUGGUGUUGAUUAAAGAGAGGAAGGCAGCCCAGACUCUCAGCGCCAUCCUGCUGGCCUUCAUCCUCACCUGGACACCUUACAAUAUCAUGGUGCUUAUCUCCACCUUCUGUUCCAACUGCAUCCCCCUCUCCCUGUGGCACCUCGGGUACUGGCUCUGUUACGUCAACAGCACCGUAAAUCCCAUGUGUUACGCCCUCUGCAACAAGACUUUUCAGAAGACCUUCCGGAUGCUUCUUCUGUGCCAGUGGAAGAAGAAGAGAGUGGAAGAGAAGCUUUACUGGUACGGUCAGAAUCCAGCUGUGAGCGGCAAGUUGACCUGA